AAAGGUGAGAGAUCAUAAAGAGAGAAUCGAUCCGGAAAAAACAAAAAAAAAGAACAAAUUUGGGAAAAUAAACAAAUAAACAACGCCAUCCCUUAUAACCCUCAAAAUGAACAUACUUGCGAUUAUUUGGGAAAUCAUUUGCGACAUCUAUUGGUCGAUAAUAUCCCCUGAUGCAAGGAUAAACGAGAUCAAUUCGUUGAGGCAACUCAUCGACGUCGAGGAAAGCACCUACGAAAACUACAAGAGCAAAUUGAUUGACAUCGGACUGGACAUGACGGAGCGUUUGGAGAUCUCUGAAAUGCGCCACGUCGCGUCCAACAGAUACACAGAGAAUCUGCGAAGAAACCCAAGCAGUUUCAGGUUCACCAGGGACGUCCGCCUUCGGUACAUUGAGGAACUGAAGGAGCUCAACGAGGACCUGUAUCAACGCCUGGACAAGAGGGGCUAUUGGGGCAGGGUGAGGGCGGAGCGGCCUGUCGGGUCUGGGUCGGAAGACGACGUCGGUGAGCAGACGGUGCUGCUGACUGGGAAGUAAAAAAAAAAAAAGGAAAAGAGAGAGCGAGAGAGGGGGUCUCUGGGUGGGGGGGUGCAGUGGGCCGUAUUUACUAUGUAUGCCUAAAUCGAUGCCCCCCCAGAGAAGCUGCGAUGGGGGCGGGAAUGGGUUUCCAAGAUACGGGGGGGAAACAAUCAAUUUUUUUGCUUUGCGGCGUUUAAUACCGAACCCUUUCGCUUCCCUUUACCCUACACCAAUUUGCCGCUCGCUGUUAUUAAUUCUUUUCCCAAUCAGGCCCAGAUAACUUGUACAAAAUUAGAA
This is a messenger RNA of Pyricularia grisea, 814 nucleotides long. RefSeq lists its product as uncharacterized. Bases 107 to 535 code for a protein of 142 amino acids. The transcript is spliced from 2 exons. NCBI's taxonomy places the organism in Eukaryota, Fungi, Ascomycota, Sordariomycetes, Magnaporthales, Pyriculariaceae. The record is from RefSeq and is a predicted model, not a curated record.